UUUCUCCUCACACGCUUCGAAGCCUCGGCACAGAAACAACGUCGCUAGUUUUAGAGUGGAAAGAAAUCAACGUCAAGAUGGAGGAUCAGCGCAGACUGAUGGAUUUUACCCGGAUACCGAAGAUCAUCUUACACCGGAUAGAUCUCCGUCAGUGCUGGGCGUGUAAAGAGGACGGGGUUCUCAAUGAGCUCAGCAACCUGGAGGGCAACUCCACUUUAGAAGAGCAACCAGCACAUCAACAGUUCAAAGAGAAGCAACUCUGCAUCAGUCAGGAUGAAGAGCAGCUUGUGCUGAAACGGAAGACUGAUGACAUUUUGGUGAUUCCUUCUAAAAUGCACAGAAUCCGCAAUGAAACAGAACCACAGAGGAACCAACUCAUCUCUCAUGGCUCUUCUGAAGAUGAGAACCAGGAUGAGGAAGGAAGCGAUUCUGAGGACUCAGGAGAAAAGAGAAAUGAAAAACUGAAACGUCAGAGAUAUCAGAAAACGAAACAGCAAAAAGGUAAAACUGAGAGUUCAAAACAAAAAACACACAAGGAAGGUCGUCCAGACCAAAAACAAUAUUCUUGUGAAAUCUGUGAUGAAGCCUUUUCUCAAAGCAGUUCCUUGAUUAUACACAUGAGAACUCACAUGGACAAGAAGCCUUUCACAUGUUCAGCUUGUGAAAAAAGUUUCAGAUACAAGUCUGAGUUACUUCGUCACAUGAGAAUUCACACAGGUGAGAAGCCUUUCUCAUGUGAGACCUGCGGAAAAAGCUUCCAAAGCAAAUCUAAUUUGCACAGUCACAUGAUGGUUCACACAGGUGAGAAACCUUUCUCGUGUGAGACCUGUGAAAAAAGCUUCCAAAGAAAAUCUUAUUUGCUCCAUCACAUGAGAAUUCACACAGGUGAGAAGCCUUUCUCAUGUGUGAACUGUGGAAAAAGCUUCAAAUUCAAAUCAAAUUUGCUUCAUCAGAUGAGAAGUUACACAGGUGAGAAGCCUUUCUCAUGUGUGAACUGUGGAACAUGCUUCAAAUUCAAAUCAAAUUUGCUUAGUCACAUGAGAAUUCACACAGGAGAGAAGCCUUUCUCAUGUGAGACAUGUGGAAAAAGCUUCCAAAGAAAAUCUUCUUUGCACAGUCACAUGAUGGUUCACACAGGUGAGAAACCUUUCUCGUGUGAGACCUGUGGAACAAGCUUCCAAAGAAAAUCUUCUUUGCACAGUCACAUGAUGGUUCACACAAGUGAGAAACCUUUCUCGUGUGAGACCUGUGGAACAAGCUUCCAAAGAAAAUCUUAUUUGCUCCAUCACAUGAGAAUUCACACAGGUGAGAAGCCUUUCUCAUGUGUGAACUGUGGAAAAAACUUCAAAUUCAAAUCAAAUUUGCUUCGUCACAUGAGAAGUCACACAGGUGAGAAGCCUUUCUCAUGUGUGAACUGUGGAACAUGCUUCAAAUUCAAAUCAGGUUUGCGUAGUCACAUGAGAAUUCACACAGGAGAGAAGCCUUUCUCAUGUGUGACAUGUGGAAAAUGUUUCAUAGCCAAAGCUCAGUUAGUUUGUCACAUGAGAAUUCACACCGGUGAGAGGCCUUUCUCAUGUCGGGAUUGUGAAAAAAGGUUUAGCAUUAAAUCAUGUUUAACUUCUCACAUGAGGACUCAUACAGAUGUGAGGCCUUUAUUAUGUGGGACUUGUGGAAAACGUUUCCGUUGGCAAACCAAUUUAACUGAUCACAUGAGGACUCAUACAGGAGGAAUGGCAUAAUCUGACCCUCAAAUAUCAAGACACUGAAUAGCUCCGUCCGUCCAUCCAUCCAUCCAUCCAUCCAUCCAUCCAUCCAUCCAUCCAUCGUCUGUUCAAUCACAGCUGGGUAAAAUUUCUAUAAUGUAGCAGCUUGGAGAAGAAAAGCAUCUAAUGUUUAUCUAAAACACAAGACUUUCACUUCAUUCUGUCAGUUUUAUCUUUUCAUUUAAAAUGGUUUUUAAGUGAAAUAUUAAGUCUUACGACGUUAUGCAUGCAUUUUUAAUGGUUUUUUUUUUUGGUUUUGUCUAGUGAGAUAUUAAGUCUGUCUCUUGAAGUAAUGGAUUUGAAUUCUUUCAGAUUUAGAUUUGUAAAUCUGUUGGAGUCAUUGUACGUCUAUUCUUUGUACUUUGUUUUUGCAAGAGCUUGGUCUCUUUAUGAAGAAGACAAGCUAAAUGUUCUAUUUUUGCUGUCAGAAUUACUUGAACUGUAAGUAGUUUGUAGCUAUUACGUUUGUAACAAAAACAUUUUGAAAAAUUUCGGUUCACUCAGGUUUUUAAUUUUUAUUUCUUGUAAAUGCAAAUUGAGUGUUGAAUGUGUGGACUGGGAAAUACAGUAAAUCUGUACAAUA
Xiphophorus couchianus (Monterrey platyfish) is the source of this 2346-nucleotide messenger RNA. Its product is annotated as gastrula zinc finger protein XlCGF57.1-like. Gene Ontology annotation, molecular function: RNA polymerase II cis-regulatory region sequence-specific DNA binding; DNA-binding transcription factor activity, RNA polymerase II-specific. The record is from RefSeq and is a predicted model, not a curated record. NCBI's taxonomy places the organism in Eukaryota, Metazoa, Chordata, Actinopteri, Cyprinodontiformes, Poeciliidae. Gene Ontology annotation, biological process: regulation of transcription by RNA polymerase II. The transcript is spliced from 3 exons. Bases 78 to 1739 code for a protein of 553 amino acids.